Messenger RNA from Paramuricea clavata, 2026 nucleotides. The record is from the annotation of a GenBank genome assembly. Lineage: Eukaryota; Metazoa; Cnidaria; Anthozoa; Malacalcyonacea; Plexauridae.
AUGGACCUUGUCCGCCGUGGCAAGGAGUCUGGGUCUAGCCCAAUUUCUGACGUAACGCAAGGCAGUCGGCAUUUAGCUUUGAUCGAUUUGGAUUGUUGUUUUGCUGUUUCAGUCGGUGAUUCUGUUUUAUAUUUGCUCAAAAAUACUAUGUCUGACCAUGAAACUGAUUCGGAGGAGAGUUAUCAAACUGAUGACUCUGAUAUAAACUUUAUUCCGGGGUACAUAAUGGAAUGCCCUGACCUUGGAAGUUCGGAUAAUAGCUCGAGCGUUGAAGAGGACAACGCGGGCCUAGCAUAUGCCGAUGAACCUUUGGCUGACGACGAGUGGCUACAAAACUACAACAGGCAAGAAAGAGAACGGCUAGAACUACAAGAAAAGCUAGGGUAGAAGACUGGAUGGUUCUGUUGAAGUGAGCGAGUGGUAAGUACUUGGUAAACAUCGAUAAAAUUCGUGUUUGUUUCGGAUUAUUAAUAUCGAAUAUAUGCGUGGAAAUUUUUUGAUUUCUAUCUAUAAACUUCGAAUGUUUUUCUCCUUUUUUAUCACAGGUGCAAUUGUGGGAAUUGUGACAUAACCUUACUAACAAAUAAUAGUGAAUGUCAUUGUUGUUUUGAACUGGAAGGAUGCGAGGAAGCUAUGAAUCGCGAAGAAGUUAUACAGGAUCUCAAAGCCGAAGGCGUGCAAAAUGCGAAGUGUGUAAUACAACAGCCGGAAUUCAACCCCGUAUGCCUUCAAAAGUGGAGUUUGAAGAUGGCUGCUGACAGAUAUAAAACCAAAGAUAAAAGCAAAUACAGUCAAACGUCAACAGAGAAUAGGUUAGACAAUUUAUUCAAUUAUGUUGUUAAAUUUUUUCUUUGUUGCCAAAGUUUUACCUCUUGACUUGUUUAUUUAUGCACCUAUCAAUGUUUUCCCCCUGAGGGGGGGGGGUGCGGGCAACCCAGGGCAUCCCCGCUUUUGGGCAAGAAACGGCCGUCAAAAUUCCCCACUAUAUUUCUAAGAUAACAAAGCACAUAUAUGUUUUCCAAUGCAAACAUACAGGUCUAUACUGGUUUAAACUUGGUAAAAAUUGAGACACUGUGUAUAAAAGGCUAUAAAAUACCUUUUUCGAUGAAACUUGAUCGUGCUUCUCCGCCAUACUUGUUACCAGGCCUUUCAAUGUCAAAACUGUGCAAACUUUCAAGAUGGCAGAUGGCGGAAAUUUCCCAACUCUGGGAGUUGAUGCAUAGGUCAAAUUCCCCUCACUGGGGCUUCAUAGUGUGGUCAAAGUCCCCUAGGUCGCCUGCACCCCCCCCCCCCCCAGGGGGAAAACAGUGAUAGGUGCAUUAAAAUUAGCCUCUCAAUACAUUACUAUAUAUUAGAGGUCGCAAAUCCGAUCCGAAUCCGAUCCGUUCGGAUUUCGGAACCAAAAUAUUCAUUUCGGAUCGAUAAAGUUGUUUCGUAGUCGGAUCGGACUUCGAUAUCCGAAAUAAAAUGAAUUAAUUAUCUAAUGCAUUAUUCGUUUGAUACUUCAAUUGGACGUCACUUUGUCAGCUUCUUGACAUGUAUUUCUUGCUUUUAUAUUUAUUUGGUUAAAUAUUUCAACUUGAAUGAGAAAUUUAUUUUAUUAAAGAAUUCUUCGGAUCGGAUCGAAACUCGGAUCGGAUUCGGAUUAGACAAUUUCGGAUCGGAUCAGAUUUUAAACAUAGGCAAUUGUCGGAUUAUAAGCGUCCAAUCCGAUGCACACCUCCACUAUAUGUAUAGGUAGAUAAUGAUUUGCUAAAUACAAAGAUAGAAAAUAUCAAUUUAUACUUUUGUAAAUGCAGGCAACUUCUUAGCCUGGUUCACAUGGUAACAAAUCAUGAACUUCCAUUUAUUUUGUUUUAGCUUUCUACGCAGUAUCUCAUAUAGAGAGUUCACAAGACUAAUAUAUGGACUUCUUGGCAACAGAAGAAUCCCACUACCUGCAUGUGCCUACAUUGCAAUAAGAAAUACAUUUCCUAUCAUGGAAAAGGAAGGACAGUUUACUGGAUAUUCUGACGACUCAGACUAG